Molecule: messenger RNA, 936 nt
Organism: Acaulospora morrowiae
Lineage: Eukaryota; Fungi; Glomeromycota; Glomeromycetes; Diversisporales; Acaulosporaceae
Source: the annotation of a GenBank genome assembly
AUGGAAGGCGGUAAAUUGGUUUUAACUUCUUUAUACAUCCAUCCGGUAAAAUCUUGUCGUGGAAUCAAAGUAGAUUCUUGGAAAGUAGGUCGAUAUGGAUUGGAAUAUGAUAGAUUCUGGAUGAUCGCAGACAAAAAUUACGAAAUGAUGACGCAGAGAAAAUAUGAAAAACUUGCUCUUAUUACACCAAAAAUCGAAGAAUUGAAUCCUGAGAAAGGAAGCGAUGGUAGAGAACUUGUACUUUCAGCUCCCGGUAUGGCUCAAGAUCUGCAUCUUCCAUUUUUUCCAAAAAAAGAACUUUAUAAAAAGAUCCAGGUGAUCGUAUGGGAAGAACAGGUUUUUGGAUACGAUUGUGGUGAUAAAGCGGCCAAUUGGUUGACAACUUUUUUAAAAAUGCCGGCGAGAAUUGCGUUUAAGUCUACCGACGACUCGAGAUAUGUUACAAAAAAUCUUCCAAAGGAAGUUGACUAUAAACCCGAGACUGCGUUUGCAGAUACACACCCAUUUUUACUCGUUACCGAAGAAUCGUUACAGGAUCUCAACAAGAGAUUGAAGGAACCGGUCGCAGAAAGAAACUUCCGACCAAACAUAGUUGUUAAGGGAUGCAAAGUACCAUACGAGGAGGAUACGUGGAAAAAGAUUAUAAUAGGAGAUGAUCCAGAGAAUAUCUUUUAUGUCGCAUGCAGAUGCACUAGAUGCACGGUUCCAAAUGUAAACCCGGACACUGGAAUUAAGGAUAAAUUGCAACCAUCAAAAACACUAAGUUCGUAUCGCAGAGUGGAUCCGGGUUCUAAAUACUUGGCCUGUUUUGGAAUGAACGUGAUUCAUAAGAAAAUAGGCAGUAUCCUCAAAGUCGGCGAUCCUAUUACUGUUUUGGAAAUCGGUGUACAUGAACGCGAGAAAUACGUUGCUUCCGUGGUCAAUAAGAAAGUUUGA